ACUGGUGAUGCACAUGACCCAAUUCCCAAGAAAGUCAACCAAAACAACCCCAAUCCCCCGAGACCAAAAUUCCAAAUUAGAAACCCCUAUGGGAAAGCUAAUCUUCUGAAAUUCCAUGACGCCCAGCUGCAUAAUCUAGUAAUCAAUACUUCUCUAGUAAAGCAUUUUCUCUGAGAAUUAACUGCCUGAAUUGAUCUUGAAUUUUUGAUGGAAGAAUGAGGGGUCUAAAAGAAGCCCUUCAAGUAGUAGCAGAGGCAACAGAGGUUACCUUUCCGUCAUCCUCAAAAGAAUCAUCGUCAGCAGCGGCGGCGGAGGCUAUAGGAGGCGGCAAAUAUGAGGGAUGGCUAUGGGAAUGCCAUGGAAUAUGGCACAGUCUUUUUCUGAUAAUCCCAACUGCUUUGUUCUUACUCUAUUUAGCUUUUCAGGCUAAGAAAAGUGUUUCAAAACUCUUUAAUGGCCGAUCUCAUAUUAUCAUCGCGUACUAUAUCUUUCUCUGGGUUGUUACAUUGCUCAAUUUGCUCUGGUGUUCUCUUCAGGCAUGGGAGUGUACAUCAGGAAAAGAAGUAGCUUGGAGCAUCUUAUCUUUGUUUACGACAUCAGGGAUGCUUUUUCUUGAAGUAAGCUUAGUGGCCUUUUUACUUCAAGGAAAUUAUGCUAGUGGACAGGAAGCUUUAACGCGGACAUUUGGUAUCUCAGGCAUCAUUGUUGGUGUAGACAUAUUUCUCAAGGGCCUUUACACAUUUGGGUUUGGAAUUCCACUGUUUAUUGAUAACAAUGAGGAGUCCCAUAGGGUGAAAUGGGGCUUAUGGGUUGUUCACAGGCUACUGCUUACUGGAGUGUAUGGGUUCAUAUUCUGUGUCUAUCGGUCUAGAUGGAGGGAGAGGUUGCCUGCAAGACCCGCAUUCUACAACUAUAUAACCAUCAUGUUCUUCUUGAAUGGCUUGGCGUUGUUUGCAUGUGCACUUGCAGCAAAUGGGGCUGCCUUUGGCCUCUGGCUGAAUGAGAUCACCACUGUUUGCUAUCAUGCCUUGUAUCUUCCGCUACUCUAUGUAACAUUUCUUGCAGACUUUUUUCAGGAGGAUGAUUUGAACCUAGAAAACGUCUACUAUUCCGAGAUGAAAGAUGCUGGUUUCUUUGAUGCUGAUUGGGAGUGAUUGGCACCGAAUUGUACAUCACAAGGUGAUCUAGUUAGUGUAUAUGUGUAAAUAGUAUGAACCAUCUCUUUUCUAAUUGAAAUUGGAAAGGAAUAAAGUCAAAGCACUACUAUGAGGCAGUAUGCUUUGAAAUUGAAAUUGUAGUUUCCUUUAACUAA
This is a messenger RNA of Coffea eugenioides, 1312 nucleotides long. Its product is annotated as transmembrane protein adipocyte-associated 1 homolog. The record is from RefSeq and is a predicted model, not a curated record. The transcript is spliced from 6 exons. Bases 216 to 1154 code for a protein of 312 amino acids. NCBI's taxonomy places the organism in Eukaryota, Viridiplantae, Streptophyta, Magnoliopsida, Gentianales, Rubiaceae. Gene Ontology annotation, cellular component: plasma membrane. Gene Ontology annotation, molecular function: G protein-coupled receptor activity. Gene Ontology annotation, biological process: G protein-coupled receptor signaling pathway.